Molecule: messenger RNA, 1653 nt
Organism: Lolium perenne
Lineage: Eukaryota; Viridiplantae; Streptophyta; Magnoliopsida; Poales; Poaceae
Source: RefSeq, a predicted model, not a curated record
AUGGCGCCUCAGAUGGGUGCGGUUGUUCAGGAGGCGAAGGUCGCCAAAGCUGCUGGUAAGUCCAAAAAGAGUGUAAGGUGCUGGAAAUGUGCUGAUAAUUCGCAUGCUGUGAAGGACUGCAAGUCGCCUAUUGCUCUUGUGGUGGUCACUGGAGAUGCGAUGCCUGCAGAUGUGAUUGCUAAACUUGAUGGUAUUCAGGUGGGGGUGCCUUCUUUCAGCUCCUCUAUCUCCAUCUCCGCUUGGAGGUCAGCGGAGGUUCCUUACAAGGCUGAACUUGAGAAGGCUGUUGGAUCUCUUAUUGGCAAGACUGUGGAUGUGGAUCUUGUUAGUCUGAGACGCAGGGCAGUGGUGCGUAUUCAGGUGGCCAUGCUUCAGGCUGGGGUUCUAGGGGAUCCUUCUGAUGAGGCACGUCCGAUAGCUAAAGCUGAUGCUGUGGUCAAGUUCAAGGCUUUUGAGUUCCGCUUCCGCAGGGAACCCGCAGAUUAUAUUCCGGAGCCGGAUUUUGUUCCUUUGGUUUGGGUAAAGAAAGAUGAUUCUGAUGAGGGAGGUGAGGGUGCUCCUGAUGGUGGGGAUGAUGCUAUGGAUACUUCUGAGCCGAGAGUGGGGCCUUCAGCUUCUGGGACUUCACAGGUUCAGCGGGGAGGUUCUAGCUCUUCGGCGCCUGGGGUUACUCAUGCUAUGGCCCCUGUGUUUGCUGUCAUGCCUUUUAAUCCAAACCCGCAGACACCGAAUGCUAUUGAGGCAGUAAAGAGGCUGCGGGCAGUUAGUCCUUCUUUGGAGGCUCCGUCUUCUGCAGCGGCUACCACUCGUGUGUCCGCGGAAGAUUUGCGUUUGGCUCUCGAUGCGGUUUCUUCUGGUUCUUCUUUGUCUACUGGUCCUGCCGUGGACCACUCCCGCUCGGACAGGCCAGCUAGAGGCCGGGUGUGUACUCUUGCACGUACUACUCCAGCGGCGGCGAGACGGGCUGCGGCUACCGCGGCUGCACGCGCGGGUGUGCAUGCAGGAGAGGAUGACCUGCCGCAUGCUCUUGGUUCGGGUGCGGGAGAGAUGGUGCCGCGAGGGGGGUCUUCUUCACCCUUACCCCCUCGGGCGUUGUCACCUUCGCCUCGCCAGGGGGAGGCCGCGGCGCCAACUCCCCCUUCUUCGGUCGCUUGUGGGGGCUCUUCAACGACUCCGCCCCUACAGCCGGCGUCUUCUCCGCAUGGCGGCGACGCGGCUCCCUUGGCCCGGCCGACCAGCCCUCCCGCUGGUGCCGACGUUGAGGUGUCUCCACCUCCGCCGACGUGGAGCCUGGCGGGCCAGCCGGCAUCGCCUAGGGCGGCCAUGGGCAUGGCCGGCGACAUGGCGCCGCCUCCCCCAGCUGUGGGCACUGCUAGGCCUCCACGCGUGGAGCCUGCUAGGGGAGGGUCUACUUCGACUACCACCUCCCCUAGGGCUGCCGCUGCUACGCGGGUCUCGGGCACCACGGCGGUCGCUCCCAUUCGCCGAAGCUCUCGACAUGGGGUCGGCAUUGAUGGGGCGAUGGCGACGGAUGAAGACUCGAUGGCAAAGGCCAUGCGUCGCAAGGCGGAGUCAAACAUUGACUUUUUAGGUAAUCUACCGGUGUACGGCUUUGCUCGGUUCAUGGUCGCCACUUCAGCGUUUCGAGGAUAG